GACCUCAGUGCUUGACACUCCGCGGAGUUCAAUACAAGAACCUCCUGCACCCAAAAAUCCUUUCCAACUGCCGACACAAGGACAUUCUAAACCUAAUAACUCUCGCCGAGUGUCAGUACAAGGGUCCGCCCCGCUCUCAGUGCCCAGCUCCCCCCGGGUAUCAGCUGAAAGAUCAGCUCCGCCCCUGGGCGCUCCCGGAGUAUCAGCAAAAGGGUUCGCCCCGCCCACAGUGCCCGGCUCCCCCCGGGUAUCAAAAGAAGGAUCGGCUCCGCCCCCGGGCUCCCCGGGGGAGUUGGUAGAAGGGUCCUUCCCACCCUUUGCCGUCCCCACUCCUGUGCCUACGACCCAGGAGAGUGUCAGCCAAAGCAUGGAGAAUCAAGAGAAGGCGAGUAUCGCGGGCCACAUGUUCGACGUGGUCGUGAUCGGAGGUGGCAUUUCAGGACUAUCUGCUGCCAAACUCUUGACUGAAUAUGGCGUUAGUGUUUUGGUUUUAGAAGCUCGGGACAGGGUUGGAGGAAGAACAUAUACUGUAAGGAAUGAGCAUGUUGAUUACGUAGAUGUUGGUGGAGCUUAUGUGGGACCAACCCAAAACAGAAUCUUACGCUUGUCUAAGGAGCUGGGCAUAGAGACUUACAAAGUGAAUGUCUGUGAGCGUCUCGUUCAAUAUGUCAAGGGGAAAACAUAUCCAUUUCGGGGCGCCUUUCCACCAGUAUGGAAUCCCAUUGCAUAUUUGGAUUACAAUAAUCUGUGGCGGACAAUAGAUAACAUGGGGAAGGAGAUUCCAGCUGAUGCACCCUGGGAGGCUCAACAUGCUGACGAAUGGGACAAAAUGACCAUGAAAGAGCUCAUUGACAAAAUCUGCUGGACAAAGACUGCUAGGCGGUUUGCUUAUCUUUUUGUGAAUAUCAAUGUGACCUCUGAGCCUCACGAAGUGUCUGCCCUAUGGUUCUUGUGGUAUGUGAAGCAGUGCGGGGGCACCACUCGGAUAUUCUCUGUCACCAAUGGAGGCCAGGAACGGAAGUUUGUAGGUGGAUCUGGUCAAGUGAGCGAACGGAUAAUGGACCUCCUCGGAGACCAAGUGAAGCUGAACCAUCCUGUCACUCAUGUUGACCAGUCAAGUGACAACAUCAUCAUAGAGACAUUGAACCAUGAACAUUAUGAGUGCAAAUACGUAAUUAAUGCGAUCCCUCCGAACUUGACUGCCAAGAUUCACUUCAGACCAGAGCUUCCAGCAGACAGAAACCAGUUAAUUCAGCGUCUUCCAAUGGGAGCUAUCAUUAAGUGCAUGAUGUAUUACAAGGAGGCCUUCUGGAAGAAGAAGGAUUACUGUGGCUGCAUGAUCAUUGAAGAUGAAGAUGCUCCGAUUUCAAUAACCUUAGAUGACACCAAGCCAGAUGGAUCACUGCCCGCCAUCAUGGGCUUCAUUCUUGCCCGGAAAGCUGAUCGACUUGCUAAGCUACCUAAGGAAAUAAGGAAGAAGAAAAUCUGUGAGCUCUAUGCCAAAGUGCUGGGAUCCCAAGAAGCUUUACAUCCAGUGCAUUAUGAAGAGAAGAACUGGUGUGAGGAGCAGUACUCUGGGGGCUGCUACACGGCCUACUUCCCUCCUGGGAUCAUGACUCAAUAUGGAAGGGUGAUUCGUCAACCCGUGGGCAGGAUUUUCUUUGCGGGCACAGAGACUGCCACAAAGUGGAGCGGCUACAUGGAAGGGGCAGUUGAGGCUGGAGAACGAGCAGCUAGGGAGGUCUUAAAUGGUCUCGGGAAGGUGACCGAGAAAGACAUCUGGGUACAAGAACCUGAAUCAAAGGACGUUCCAGCGGUAGAAAUCACCCACACCUUCUGGGAAAGGAACCUGCCCUCUGUUUCUGGCCUGCUGAAGAUCAUUGGAUUUUCCACAUCAGUAACUGCCCUGGGGUUUGUGCUGUACAAAUACAAGCUCCUGCCACGGUCUUGAAGUUCUGUUCUUAUGCUCGCUGCUCACUGGUUUUCAAUACCACCAAGAGGAAAAUAUUGACAAGUUUAAAGGCUGUGUCAUUGGGCCAUGUUUAAGUGUACUGGAUUUAACUACCUUUGGCUUAAUUCCAAUCAUUGUUAAAGUAAAAACAAUUCAAAGAAUCACCUAAUUAAUUUCAGUAAGAUCAAGCUCCAUCUUAUUUGUCUGUGUAGAUCAACUCAUGUUAAUUGAUAGAAUAAAGCCUUGUGAUCACUUUCUGAAAUUCAAAAAGUUAAACGUGAUGUGCUCAUCAGAAACAA
This is a messenger RNA of Nomascus leucogenys (northern white-cheeked gibbon), 2250 nucleotides long. RefSeq names its product amine oxidase [flavin-containing] A (gene MAOA). Gene Ontology annotation, molecular function: oxidoreductase activity. The record is from RefSeq and is a predicted model, not a curated record. NCBI's taxonomy places the organism in Eukaryota, Metazoa, Chordata, Mammalia, Primates, Hylobatidae.